CAAAUAGAAUUCCACUACUUUUUCUCUCUCUAUCGUCUGCUUUGUUUCUCUCGCUUUAACAAUCCUAGGGUUUGCGUUUUUGUUUGCUCUGUUCAAUCGAACCAUGUCUACUUCAAAAAUGAUUGUGUUGAAGAGUUCCGACGGCGAAACUUUCGAGGUGGAAGAGGCGGUGGCGUUGGAAUCACAGACCAUAAAACACAUGAUCGAAGACGAUUGUGCUGAUACUAGUAUCCCUCUCCCUAAUGUUACGAGCAAGAUCUUGGCUAAGGUUAUUGAGUACUGUAAGCGCCACGUCGAUGCUGUUGCUAAGACGGAUGAUAAAGCAUCUGAGGAUGAUUUAAAAAGCUUUGAUGCUGACUUUGUCAAAGUUGAUCAGGCUACUCUCUUUGAUCUUAUCUUGGCUGCUAACUAUUUGAACAUCAAGAGUCUGCUUGAUCUCACUUGUCAGACUGUGGCAGACAUGAUCAAGGGGAAAACUCCGGAGGAGAUCCGCAAGACCUUCAACAUCAAGAAUGACUUCACACCUGAGGAAGAGGAGGAAGUUAGGAGGGAGAAUGCCUGGGCCUUUGAGUGAAUCUGAUGUCUAUUAAGUUUCCAUAUUCUGGUGAUAGAUUUGAAUAUAUUAGUAGAUGCUAUUAAGAAUCUCGUAUAUUAGUAAUAGAUAUGUCGUGCUGUUUGUUUGGUACUUUUUAACUUCGUUGUUCAACCAAGACAGUUGACCUCGUUUUGCUAUAUAUAUUUACUUGGUUUAUCUUUAGAGUA
Molecule: messenger RNA, 762 nt
Organism: Nicotiana tabacum (common tobacco)
Lineage: Eukaryota; Viridiplantae; Streptophyta; Magnoliopsida; Solanales; Solanaceae
Product: SKP1-like protein 1A
Biological process (GO): ubiquitin-dependent protein catabolic process
Source: RefSeq, a predicted model, not a curated record